Messenger RNA from Triticum aestivum (bread wheat), 910 nucleotides. RefSeq lists its product as uncharacterized. NCBI's taxonomy places the organism in Eukaryota, Viridiplantae, Streptophyta, Magnoliopsida, Poales, Poaceae. The transcript has 3 exons. The record is from RefSeq and is a predicted model, not a curated record. Bases 16 to 636 code for a protein of 206 amino acids.
CUGCAUCAACCGAAUAUGGGUAAUCCUAACUGUUUGUACGCGCAACGCGAAUCGGCGCCGUUGCUGGGACAUGUGGAUGCGAGCAACCGUGGACCAUCUGGUCCCACGCAAUUACCCCUCUUCCCAUUUCCCUCGGGGCAUACGGCCGGAAUACAAUCAAAUCGUAUUUGCACCAUGCCUAUGACCUACCCCGCUCACACGUUCCCUCAACAGCCAGCCAAACUCCUCCUCUCUCUCCGUCAUCUCAGAUCCAGCCGCCCCUUCCAUCUCCUCUUCCACAACCGGCCACCGUCCCGAUCUGAAGGUCUCCGACCAGAUCAGCCUCCUCCCCACCACGGCGUGCGGCGAGGAGUCCCCGGAUCGCUCGCCGUCACCCAGUGCGGUGCAGAUCUGGUAGUCCGCCCUCACCAAGCAUUCGAUGCGUUGACGGCUCCUAGCACCAGAUACCGCGACGAACGAGCUGUGUUCUGCCUCCUCCGGCUGCCGAGGACCACGGACGCCACUUCGUCUCACCGGCUGGCUCAGCAUCAGCACCGACCACUACUCACAGGUGUGCAAAAUUGUUGCUACGUCAUGGAUCUAGUAGCACAUGGAUCUAUCACUUUUGCUCUUGGUCUUGUGUUCUCCAGUGCGUGAUGAAUUUGAUGAUGAUGAAAUGGAGGCUGGACGACGUCUGCCACACGAGUUAACAUGCCAGGCUCCUGACUUACUUUAGUUCAUGUCUUCAUGACCAGCAAGUUGUCCUGGUUCCUGCAUAGAUUGUAAUUUUGUAGGCAGAAUUGUACAAGAACUUUUCGGAUGUCCCACUCAUACUUUGCAGAAUUUUGACGAAGGACUUGUAUGUUUUAACAGAACUCUGUUUUACAGAGUAGACACUCUGAAUAAAUUGCUAACGAACUUUAUUUUUGUA